Molecule: messenger RNA, 600 nt
Organism: Lagopus leucura (white-tailed ptarmigan)
Lineage: Eukaryota; Metazoa; Chordata; Aves; Galliformes; Phasianidae
Product: U4/U6.U5 tri-snRNP-associated protein 2-like
Exons: 4
Biological process (GO): protein deubiquitination
Molecular function (GO): cysteine-type deubiquitinase activity
Source: RefSeq, a predicted model, not a curated record
GAGACCAUGGUGGAGUCCACCUUCAUGUACCUGACCCUGGACCUGCCCACCGCCCCGCUCUACAAGGACGAGAAGGAGCAGCUCAUCAUCCCCCAGGUGCCCCUUUUCAGCAUCCUGGCCAAAUUCAACGGCGCCACGGAGAAGGAGUACAAAACCUACAAGGAGAACUUCCUGAAGCGCUUCCAGCUCACCCGCCUGCCGCCCUACCUCAUCUUCUGCAUCAAGCGCUUCACCAAGAACAACUUCUUCGUGGAGAAGAACCCCACCAUCGUCAACUUCCCCAUCACCAACGUGGACCUGCGCGAGUACCUGUCGGAGGAGGUGCAGGCCGUGCACAGCCACACCACCUACGACCUCAUCGCCAACAUCGUGCACGACGGGAAGCCGGCCGAGGGCUCCUACCGCAUCCACGUCCUGCACCACGGCACUGGGAAGUGGUACGAGCUGCAGGACCUGCAGGUGACCGACAUCCUGCCGCAGAUGAUCACCCUUUCCGAGGCCUACAUCCAGAUCUGGAAGCGGCGGGAGGAGGACGAGACGAACCAGCAGGGCGCCUGAGCUCCCGAGCGCCCAUUAAACGCCUUUCCUUUCUUCUUUUUC